AAGAGGGCGAGGGCAGAGCAUCCUCGGGAGGAGAUGCCUUUAAAAAAUCAUCCACAGCAGCGGUAGAAACAGUUUUGUUUGGCUUUAUUUAUACGGAGUGGUUUUUCAGUGAAAUGCUGUCUUGCUUAAAAGAAGAGAUGCCCCCCCAGGAGCUCACCCGGCGACUGGCCACAGUGAUCACUCAUGUCGAUGAAAUUAUGCAGCAGGAAGUCAGGCCCUUGAUGGCGGUGGAGAUAAUAGAACAACUUCACAGACAAUUUGCCAUUCUUUCAGGAGGCCGAGGGGAGGACGGCGCCCCCAUCAUCACGUUCCCAGAGUUUUCGGGGUUCAAACACAUCCCAGAUGAAGACUUCCUGAAUGUCAUGACCUACCUGACUAGCAUCCCCAGUGUGGAGGCUGCCAGCAUUGGAUUCGUUGUUGUUAUCGACAGACGAAGAGACAAGUGGAGCUCUGUAAAGGCGUCCUUGACACGAAUAGCCGUGGCAUUUCCAGGAAAUUUACAGCUUAUAUUCAUCCUUCGUCCAUCUCGCUUUAUCCAGAGGACGUUUACUGACAUUGGCAUUAAAUACUAUCGAAAUGAAUUGAAAAAGAAAGUGCCGAUUAUCAUGGUAAACUCUGUCUCUGACCUUCAUGGCUACAUCGACAAAAGCCAACUGACCCGGGAAUUAGGGGGGACUUUGGAAUAUCGCCACGGACAGUGGGUAAAUCACCGCACCGCCAUCGAAAACUUUGCCUUGACCUUGAAGACCACUGCCCAGAUGCUGCAGACAUUUGGGGCCUGCCUGGCCACAACAGAGCUGCCCAGAAGCAUGCUAUCCACUGAAGACCUUCUCAUGUCCCACACAAGGCAGCGGGACAAGCUGCAGGAUGAGCUGAAAUUACUUGGAAAACAGGGGGCCACAUUGCUGUCAUGCAUCCAAGAACCAGCCACCAAAUGUCCCAACAGCACACUCAAUCUCAAUCAACUUGAGAAUGUAACUACCAUGGAAAGGUUAUUAAUUCAACUGGAUGAAACAGAAAAAGCCUUUAGUCAGUUUUGGUCCAGUCAUCAUUUGAAGCUUAACCAAUGCCUACAACUACAGCAUUUUGAGCACGAUUUUUGUAAGGCUAAGCUUACCCUGGAUAAUUUGCUGGAAGAACAAGCAGAGUUUACAGGCAUUGGAGACAGCGUGAUGCAUGUGGAGCAGCUUCUUAAGGAACACAAAAAACUGGAGGAAAAAAGCCAGGAACCCCUGGAAAAGGCCCAGCUGCUGGCACUGGUUGGGGACCAGCUCAUCCAAAGCCACCAUUAUGCAGCAGACACCAUCAGGCCCCGGUGUGUGGAGCUCAGGCACCUCUGUGACGAUUUCAUCAAUGGAAACAAGAAAAAAUGGGACAUUUUAGGAAAGUCCUUAGAGUUUCAUAGACAGCUGGACAAGGUCAGCCAGUGGUGUGAGGCAGGAAUCUACCUCUUGGCUUCCCAAGCUGUAGACAAGUGCCAGUCUCGAGAGGGGGUUGACAUCGCCUUGAAUGACAUUGCAACAUUCCUGGGCACAGCCAAGGAGUACCCAUUGCUCAGCCCUAAGGAGUUUUACAGUGAGUUUGAGUUGCUGCUCACCCUCGAUGCAAAGGCCAAAGCUCAGAAAGUUUUGCAGAGGCUGGAUGAUGUCCAGGAAAUAUUUCACAAGAGGCAAGUGAGUCUGAUGAAACUGGCAGCCAAACAGACUCGUCCAGUGCAACCUGUGGCCCCACAUCCUGAGUCUUCACCAAAAUGGGUGUCAUCGAAAACCAGCCAGCCCUCCACCUCGGUCCCUCUAGCUCCUCCUCUGAGAACGUCUGAGGAACCUUAUACAGAGACAGAGUUGAACUCCCGGAGAAAGGAAGACGAUGAGACUAAAUUUGAAGUCAAGAAUGAAGAAAUCUUUGCAAGCCGUCAUGAAAGGGGGAACCCUGAGCUGGAGCAGCAGGCCAGGCUCGGAGACCUUUCUCCCCGCAGGCGCAUUAUACAUGACUUGCUUGAGACUGAAGAGAUGUAUAUAAAAGAGAUUAAAAGCAUAAUUGAUGGAUAUAUCACUCCAAUGGAUUUUAUCUGGCUAAAGCAUCUAAUUCCAGAUGUUCUUCAGAAUAACAAGGACUUUCUCUUUGGGAAUAUUAGCGAACUUUACGAAUUUCACAACAGGACUUUUCUAAAAGAGUUGGAAAAGUGUGCUGAGAACCCUGAACUUCUGGCACAUUGCUUUCUCAAGAGAAAAGAAGAUCUUCAGAUAUAUUUUAAAUACCAUAAGAAUCUGCCCCGAGCUAGGGCAAUCUGGCAAGAGUGUCAAGACUGCGCCUACUUUGGGGUAUGCCAGCGCCAACUGGAUCACAAUCUCCCUCUUUUUAAGUAUCUUAAAGGACCAAGCCAGAGACUUAUAAAAUACCAGAUGCUGUUGAAGGGUCUGCUGGAUUUCGAGUCUCCAGAAGAUAUGGAGCUAGACCCAGGUGAACUAGGAGGCUCCGCUAAGGAUGGGCCAAAGAGAACCAAGGCUUCAGCAUUCUCAGCUGAACUACAACAAGCUUUGGCAGUGAUAGAGGAUUUGAUCAAGUCCUGUGAGUUGGCUGUGGACCUAGCAGCAGUGACUGAAUGUCCGGAUGACAUUGGAAAACUAGGCAAGCUGUUGCUGCACGGCCCUUUCAGCGUCUGGACAAUUCACAAGGAUCGUUAUAAAAUGAAGGAUUUGAUUCGAUUUAAGCCCAGCCAGAGGCAAAUCUACCUAUUUGAAAGGGGAAUAGUGUUCUGUAAGAUACGAAUGGAGCCUGGGGACCAGGGAUUGUCUCCUCAUUACAGCUUCAAGAAGGCCAUGAAGUUGACGACACUUUCAAUUCGCCAGCUUGGAAGGGGGAGCCAUAGAAAGUUUGAAAUUGCCAGUCGAAAUGGACUUGAGAAAUACAUCCUGCAGGCAGCUUCAAAAGAAAUCAGAGACUGUUGGUUUUCAGAAAUAAGUAAAUUAUUGAUGGAACAACAAAAUAAUAUUACAGACCAAGGAAAUCCACAGUUUGAAAUAAGCACAAGCAAAGGCAAUGGAGCGGGAUGCGGACCAUGGAUUGAAAACAUGGAAAGAGCUACCACUAGCAAAGAAGACCCAGCCUCCAGCCCAGGAGGGAUUAAAGGCUGCUCCAGCAGGGAGUUUAGCUCCAUGGACACCUUUGAAGACUGUGAAGGUGCAGAAGACAUGCAAAAGGAGAGCAGCGCUCUGAGUCUCGCAGGCCUUUUCCAGUCGGACGACAGUCACGAAACCUGUUCUUCCAAAUCUGCUUUCCUGGAGAGGGGAGAAAGCACCCAGGGAGAAAAAGAAGAACGCGAUGAGGAGGAAACGGCGACUCGCAGCACCGAGGAGGAGCGCGCUGGGGCGUCCACGGGCCGGCUGGCUCCUGCGGGGGCGACGGCUGGUUUCCAGGCGCGGGCACGGCGCCCGAGGACCUCCGCCCCGGAGAGCUGACCUCCCUGCGGACGUCCCCGCUCCUCGGCUCCAGAGCGCCCGCAUUCCCAGGAGAGGCGGUGUGGGGGCCCGGGCCCUGCCCAGCUACGCAGAAAGCAGCCGGGGCCUCGGCGGCGGCAGAAACGGGACGCAGGGCCGCCUUCCGGGAGCCCGAGGGGUGCCCUGAGUGAGCGCCUGGCUCCGCACGGGGGACUUCGGAGCUGCUCUAAGGCGCUUGCAGAGCCCACAGCCCACGCCUUCUCAACCGCACACUUUGACAUUCCGAGCCGGGCAAUUCUUUGUUGUGUGGGUUUCUCUGUGCUCCCACGGUAGGAUGUUUAGCAGCAUCACUAGCCUCUACCCGCUAGGGUCCAGGAAUGCGCCACCCCAUCCUCCACCCCACCCCCAAAUUGUGACAAUCAAAAAUGCCUGCAGACACGCCCACAUUUCUCCAGGGCGGGGUGGGAAUCGGUUGAGAACCGCUUAGCCUGAGCCUUGGCGGAGCCGGAGCUGCUCAAACCCGGCGGGGGCCGCAGACUGAGAGCUCCAGGUCCCCCUCCCAGAAUCCCUGCGAGCAUUCAUGGGGUGUUCGUGUUAGUGCCAAGAUUGCUUCGUUGCAGAGACACUUCGUUCCAGGUUACUUUCUGAGAUAUUUUAUAUAUCGAUUUAUUAGUUUUUAAAUGAGUUCUGUUAUUUUCAAUUGUAUUUUAUUUUUAGUUUUAUUGGUUGAUUUUAAUUUUUUGUAGCUUUCUAGUUAUUUAAUUUUAUAGUUUCAGUUACUGGUUUAUAGUUACUUUAUUUUCAAAGUUAUUUAGUUUUCGAGUUGUUCAUUUUCAGUUAUUUAUAUGUAGCCAUUUUGUUUUAGGAGUUAUAGAUGUUCAAAUUAAUUUGCUUGGAAUUUAUUUUUCAUCAUCUUUACAAUUAUUAUCUGAGUUAUUUACCUUCAUAGUUAUUUCACUUUAACUUAUUGGAGUUUUUGAGUUAUUUAUUUUUACAGUAACUAAUUUGACUAUUAAAAACUCACUGGAAGUUUUUGAACUACUGUAGAGUUAUUUAUUUUCAGAUUGAAAUGUUUUAAUUAAGGGUUUUCCCCUAGUUAUCUAGUUUUAGAGUUGUUUAUGUUCACAGGUAUUUAUUUUCAGUUAUUUUAUAUUUGAGUUGUUUAUUUUUAUGUUCUUUUUUCCAAGUUAUUUGGUUUUUAGUUAUUUCAUUUUCAGCAUUACUUCAUAUCUGAAAAUUAUAUUUUCUGAAUUUUUAAAGAGUUUUUGAGAUAUUUAGUUUUUGAGCUAUUUUCAGAGUUGUUUGUUCUCAGUUAUUUCAGUUUUGUAUUUGCCAUUCAAAUUUUUUCUGUUCUUUAUUUUUAUUUAAUUUUCAGAUUUUUUUCUUUUUUUUUUUUUAGAUGGAGUUUUGCUCUUGUCACCCAGGCUGGAGUACAGUGGCGCAAUCUUGGCUCACUGCAACCUCCGCCUCCUGCGUUCAAGCAGUUCUCCUACCUCAGCCUCCCAAGUAGCUGGGAUUACAGGAGUGUGCCAUCAUGCCCGGCUAAUUUUUUAUUUAUUUAUUUAUUUAUUUAUUUAUUUUUGAGACAGAGUCUCUCUCUGUCGCCCAGGCUGGAGUGCAGUGGUGCAAUCUCAGCUCACUGCAAGCUCCGCCUCCCGGGUUUACGCCAUUCUCCUGCCUCAGCCUCUGGAAUAGCUGGGGGACUACAGGCGCCCGCCAUUACGUCUGGCUAAUUUUGUUUGGUUUUGUUUUGUUUUUUAGUAGAGACGGGAUUUCACCAUGUUAGCCAGGAUGGUCUCGAUCUCCUGACCGGGUUUCGCCAUGUUGGCCAGGCUGGUCUCCAACUCCUGACCUCAGGUGAUCCACCUGCGCUGGCCUCCCAAAGUACUAGGAUUACAGGCGUGAGCCACCGCACCCGGCCCUCAGAAUUAUUUAGAGUUAGAAUUCUUAAUCUACUAGUCAGGUUUCAAUCAAGAGACACUAUAUCAGUUAUUUCAACAGAGAGAAUUUAAUAUAAAUAAUUGUUAUCCAGCUAGCAGAGAUAAAAAAAAAAAAAAAAAAAAAAAGUAGUGAUAAUGAGAUAUCAUGAAGAUUUUGACUACAAGCUCCCAGCCCAAGGACUCAUACAAUAAAGAGAAGAGGUUGAAAAUAUCAAAACUCAGAAAUGUGAACAUAGCCCUAGGGCUGGGGGUUAGUCCUCUGAGGAGGAGGCACUACCAAUGGUACAUGUGGCCCAAGGGCUCAGAGCCCAAGGUCCAGGAGCUGGAUGCAGAAUUCUGGGGAGGGGACAUGGCCAGCCCAUGCUGCUGUCUCUGAGUGGGCAUCAUCAGGCCGGUUAUGGGAGUGCUGGGAAAAUAGCAAGCUGGAACCAACUGCCUCUGCUAGAACCAGCUGUCACUCUCAGAGUGGAGACGGGAUGCUGACGGUGGGGGCAGGGGUGGGGUGCACACAGGAAGGAGCCCGUGGUAGCCCUGCAUCACGGAAGGGUGGGCUGGAAGCUUAAUUACCAGCACACUCAGCUUUAGAGUUACAUAGAGUUAGAGUUACGUUAGGAUUCCGUUAGUUUUGGAAUUGUUAGGGGUGAUUUGAUUUCACAUUUUCUCGGGAUAUGGGAUUGGGAUGAGUGUCCUGGUUUGUUUCUGGAAUAGAGUGGGCCACGCCUCACAGAAGUCUCCCCCAGGAGACACAAGACAAUCACUUUAGAAUUCAAGAAAACAAAAAUAAUGUGUCUCACUUUGUUCAUAAAGAAGCCCUUUGAUGACGUGGCCAAAAAGGGGCAGAGCCUGAGGGACAGACUCUUAGAAAGGUGCCCAUGGAACAGGAUCCCACAGAGUGUUCCUCUCAAAUUCUUUAGAACUUUACGCUGUUUUGUGGGACCACCGUCUCCCACUCCUUUCAUAAGAACACAGUGUUUUUCUUGAUAGAAUGUGUUUCAAAUGCGUAGACUGUUUGCACAAUAAAAUAAAGUUCCUCCCAAAUCAA
Messenger RNA from Macaca mulatta (Rhesus monkey), 6419 nucleotides. RefSeq names its product MCF.2 cell line derived transforming sequence-like 2 (gene MCF2L2). The record is from RefSeq and is a predicted model, not a curated record. Gene Ontology annotation, molecular function: guanyl-nucleotide exchange factor activity. Gene Ontology annotation, cellular component: cytoplasm. NCBI's taxonomy places the organism in Eukaryota, Metazoa, Chordata, Mammalia, Primates, Cercopithecidae.